AGAAUCUAGUUUGUCUCCGAUGUCGUCCAUUCGAAAACCCAGUGGUCAUGGAGCUGAGGUCGAAGCUCAGAAGCGACCUUCUUCAAAUAGUAAUACUAAAUCAGCCAAAGCCCAGAUAGCAGAGCCGCUGCAGUUACACAGAUCAGUCACAAAUCCGGCGGCUUCUGUAGGAGUUCCGGAGAGUAAACGGUUGCCGGAGUCGUUUAGGAAGCGAUCUGGCGAUCCCAAACCAGAUUUUAGCUCCUUAUCCACCGUUCUUGAGCAUGUAGAUUCAUUGACCAUUGAUAGCAAGGACCAGGAAAAGAAAACAUCAGGCUUUGGCAGCGUCAAAACCAGCUCUGCCUCUGCGAAAGUGAGUGAUGGCACGAGCAGCCUUGGCAAGACAAGUGGAAGCUCCUUAAAAGGCUUGGCUGUGGGGACAUCGGGAGUUAUGGACAAGACAUCUCUUGCGAGUCGCAAGAAGCUUCUCCGGGCUCAGACGGAAAGAGAGAUUCUCCAGUCAUUGGAUCACCCGUUUCUCCCUACCCUCUACACUCACUUUGAGACUGAGAAAUUCUCGUGCUUGGUGAUGGAGUUCUGUCCCGGCGGAGACUUGCAUACUCUCAGGCAACGCCAGCCCGGGAAGCAUUUUUCCGAGCAAGCGGUAAAAUUUUACAUAGCAGAGUCAUUGCUAGCUAUUGAAUACCUGCACAUGCUGGGGAUUGUGUAUCGUGACCUUAAGCCUGAAAACGUUCUCGUUCGAGAAGACGGACAUAUAAUGCUCUCUGAUUUCGACCUCUCGCUCCGGUGUCUUGUCAGCCCGACUCUAGUGAAAUCUGCCGCCAUCGAGUCAGAUCCAUUACGCAAAAACGUCUACUGUGUGCAGCCUGCUUGCAUUGAGCCCUCUUGCAUCCAACCUUCUUGCACCGUCCCCACCACUUGCUUCUCCCCACGUUUGUUCUCGAGCAAAUCUAAAAAGGACCGUAAAUCCAAGAACGACACCGCGAAUCAAGUUAGGCCGUUGCCUGAGCUGGUGGCUGAGCCAACCGAUGCGAGGUCCAUGUCAUUUGUAGGCACGCAUGAGUACUUGGCCCCUGAGAUCAUCAAGGGCGAAGGGCAUGGGAGUGCAGUGGAUUGGUGGACUUUUGGGAUAUUCCUGUACGAGCUUCUCUUUGGGAGAACGCCUUUCAAGGGCUCGGGAAACCGACAAACACUGUUCAAUGUGGUGGGUCAGCCUCUGCGGUUCCCGGAAUCACCCGUGGUGAGUUUUGCAGCGAGAGACCUCAUCCGGGGCCUGCUCAUGAAGGAGCCGCAGCAGCGGUUGGGGUUCAAACGAGGAGCCACUGAGGUUAAGCAGCAUCCUUUCUUCGAAGGUGUGAACUGGGCUUUGAUUCGGUGCGCGACUCCACCGGAAAUCCCAAAGCCGGUUGAGCUGGAGAAAGGACCUGUGGGUGUUGCAGAGUCACCAGCGAGCCAGAAGACAGCAGCAGGUUUGGUUCUGAAUGCUCAGAAAGGGUCUGACAACUAUUUGGAAUUUGAUUUCUUC
This is a messenger RNA of Thlaspi arvense, 1525 nucleotides long. Lineage: Eukaryota; Viridiplantae; Streptophyta; Magnoliopsida; Brassicales; Brassicaceae. The record is from the annotation of a GenBank genome assembly.